AAUUUUUCUACACUUUUUGUUCACCUCGGAUAUACACAAUGAAGAAGGACGCAGUUGAAUUUCGAAGGAAUCGCUUGACAGGGAAUAAAAAAACGUCUACUGCAUGAUAAUGUUGUGCCCACCAUCUGCUACAUACAAUGGCGUGAUAUGGAAGCUUUCGUGCCUCUACCUCUAGUAUUUUCUUGUGGGCUGUUUUUGAGAAGAGAUGGAAGCAAGGAAGCUGCUUACCAUCGUUCUACUCAGCGCUCAUUUAACCACGUUGGAAUGCUGCUUGAAAUGUCUGCCAAAGAAAUACAACAUACGAAAGUUUAUAUGGACAAAAGCCCCCAUAUGGACGUAUCUUACCACAGAUAGCAGAGAAUGUUUGUGUCAAGUGGACGUAAUGCAAUCUAUGAGCGAAAAAGACAUUACUUUCACUCACAACUAUCUUGACAAGCAUGAACACAGGAGACACCAGAAACUGGUUGGAGUUUUGGAUAAAAAGAAUGUCAUGUAUGUCCACGUUUUCGGAAGUAGGCUUAAAGUGAAAGAAGAAAUUGAAUAUUUUGAUAAGGUCCACAAUUGUGCUGUGAUUGAUGUCCUGUCAAUGUCUUCCUUUAUUGGUGAUAUCAACAGAUACGACCUGCGAGUUUGGAACUCAUCCAACGUAGCCACUUCUGCUCAACCGUGUCUUCAAGCGUUCAAGAAAGCAACACAGCGAGGACACCUCAUUUACAAAAAUUUUUGCCAGAACAUAUUACAGAAACCAUUGCAGACCAUGGAUUUUAAAGAACAGCGAAUCCCAUUGCAGUCUUUUUGUAGCAACGUAGCAUGACUUACAAAUGCCAGAAGGAAGCACCUAAUGAAAGCACUUAGCACGCAAAAUUAUUGCAUUGAAAUAAUACACAUUUCACAGUGGUGCGUAUUCUGCGUUGAAAGAAAGCGAAGGGUGCACAUAAGAUAUUGUUAGUGAGGCAUAAGAUAGUCAUCACAUCAGAAAUAAUGUUACGUUGACAGUUAACCGCAGCCGAAAAUGAAGGUUAGCCGCAAUACCAAUCUUGCAUCCUAAUUCGCAUUGCCUAAAGAGUAUUUGCGCUCUCUAUGACAUCGGUGUUCUGUUUUCCGCGCGCGGCGUCAGUUAACUAUUAACUGCCCACCUGUUCGAGGCAAGGUUGGCAAAGGAGCUUGCACUGCCGAGAGCAAGUCAGUCAGUGGAAUGUAAUUCAGUCGCUGUACAUAGUCUGUCCUUCUCGUGCGGACGGUGCUACGUACAUAGGUCAAUUAGAAAGACGGAUAUUUGUCAUAAUAAAGGAACGUGAAACUAGAAAAAAAGAACAACAAAUCGACUUUUCUUAACCUGUACUCCCGUGCAUGCGGUUUGUGCCCUACAUGAGUAAGACUAACGUCAUUGCGAGAAAUAAACAAACGCUUGAUCAUUGAAGCUUACCACAGUCGGAAAACACAAGACAGAUGCGUCAGCCAUACAUCAAUCGAGUUAACAGAAAGAAAUGCAGUAUUGUAACAAUUUGCGAAUGCGCUGGUUGUGUGACCACGCUCAACGAUGUGGCAUGCUCAAAAUGAAUAUUUUCUGUGGUUGCGCAUGCGUUUUUAAUGCUUUUUGUAUUCUUGCACUAUGAUAAAUUUUCCAUACAUAUUUUGUUAGGUUUUCAAUAAAAAUAAGUUGCGAGUUCA
Messenger RNA from Dermacentor andersoni, 1671 nucleotides. The record is from RefSeq and is a predicted model, not a curated record. Lineage: Eukaryota; Metazoa; Arthropoda; Arachnida; Ixodida; Ixodidae.